AUGUCGCGACGUUCGCCGUCCGCGUUCCUCGCGGCGCUCCUCGCCGCGAUGGUCUGCCUCCUCCUCGCGGCGACGCCGGCCGCCGCGCUCGCGCCUCGAGGCCGCGACGCGUCCACGUCGAUCACCGCGCCGGCUCCGGGGGGGGAGUGCGCGGCGAAGACGACGCAGCGGUCGUGCAAGCCCCCGUGCGUGUGGUGCGCCGCGGCGGCGGUUCCGAGUGAGUGCGUGGACCCGAGGGACGCGAAGAAGCUCCCGCCGGCGAUUUUCGACUGCCGAUGA
Messenger RNA from Micromonas pusilla CCMP1545, 279 nucleotides. RefSeq lists its product as uncharacterized. Bases 1 to 279 code for a protein of 92 amino acids. The transcript has a single exon. The record is from RefSeq and is a predicted model, not a curated record. Lineage: Eukaryota; Viridiplantae; Chlorophyta; Mamiellophyceae; Mamiellales; Mamiellaceae.